This is a messenger RNA of Alternaria rosae, 1414 nucleotides long. RefSeq lists its product as uncharacterized. Bases 214 to 1158 code for a protein of 314 amino acids. The record is from RefSeq and is a predicted model, not a curated record. The transcript has 4 exons. Lineage: Eukaryota; Fungi; Ascomycota; Dothideomycetes; Pleosporales; Pleosporaceae.
AAGUGUGUUAGCGUGUUGCUUGUUGUCGUUGCCUUGUGAGAUCUCGCCUUCACCAAGGGAAUGAGGGUCUAUAGCUGACUACAAUCGUCGGUUGCGUCUCUCACUCCUACAUCCAACAAUUUGACUUGACAUUACGACAACGACGCUCCAACUUGCACAAAACCUGCCAAUAGUUUACCCACAUCAAGAACCUGUUCGACAACUACUUCCAAGAUGCCUUCGGAAGCAGAGAACAUCAAUUAUUUAUACUUGGUCCUAACCAACGAUGGCAGUCCUGUCAUCGAUUGGGAUGCCGUCUCCGCAGCGCUCGAGCUCAACAAAGGCGCAGUGACAAAGCGAUGGUCGCGUCUCAAGCAGUCCAUGGAUAGGAACGAAGUCCCCGGAGGUACAGCAUAUCAGUUCCUUUGGCUUUGUGUGAAGCACCACAAGCGAACUCAGCCCCCGAACUGGAGCGAUAUCGCAGCUAAGGCCAAUACUACUUCUGGAGCUGCAUCCAAGCGCUACUCCCGCAUGAAGAAGGUAUUCGAGGACAACGACACCGUUCCCAAUGCGGGCACUCCUCGCUCGUCUGUCAAGAACACACGCGCGAAGGCCAAGGCUACUCCGAAGUCCCCCGUCAAGAAGCCUCGCAAGGUCACCACUUCCUCCAGCGACGACCAGGACGACGUUCAGACUACUCCGGUUAGUAAGCGCAAGCGUGCCUUGCCGAAAAAGAAGGUUGCCGCAACCGAUGAGGAAGCCGAGAUGAAGCAUGAACCAGACGACGAGGGCAAAGACGAGGACGAUGAUCUCCUAGAUACCAAGCCCAAGCGCGCAAAGGUCGGCAAGAGCAAGAUCAAGGUCAUCCCCAAGCCCAAGCCCAAGGAUAUCGUCAAAAAGGAGGAUGCCGACGGCGACGGCGAGGAAUCUUUCGUCGACGCCCAGGAAUCGCUUGACUACCAGGAAGAUGCUCAGGAAGUCCACCACGACAGCUACGCCGUUCAUGACCCGGUGACUUCAUGUAAGCUACAUACGCUAGUUGAUGUGGAUUGUUCCAACGGUUGCGCGCAAUGCACCUGCCACGCCAAAGAAAUCUCUCACGUACUCAUGAGUAGGGACUCUGGGAUGGCUCAUUCACAGCGCGUAGAGCUUAAGGAGAUGGUCGGGAACAUGGGUUGAGGGUUCUUUUCAUCUUUACCGAGGACUUUGGUGGCACUCUGCGGUAUGCAUUACAUGGAAUUUGGCGUCGGACGGAAUACGGUGCAUAGCGAUGGCGUGAACUGCGUUCGAGGGAAAAAUGCAUUCAAUCCUUGUAUUUGAUAUCGGAUAGGGCGUUCGAAUUCUGGAAGUGCUGAGCUGAGAACAUUCUCCCACGCCCUUCAUACAGUCAGUUCGUGAUGCUUUCUCACGAGCCCCUCAAUUACGGUGUCAACAC